Molecule: messenger RNA, 1955 nt
Organism: Alligator sinensis (Chinese alligator)
Lineage: Eukaryota; Metazoa; Chordata; Crocodylia; Alligatoridae
Product: zinc-binding protein A33-like
Exons: 5
Coding region: 32-1054 (340 amino acids)
Molecular function (GO): zinc ion binding
Source: RefSeq, a predicted model, not a curated record
ACAAGGGUCAGCAGGGCUGUCUCAUCUGACAAUGGCUUCAGCCCUGGAGGUGUCCAGCUUCACAGAGGACCUGGUGUGUCCCGUCUGCCUGGACCUGUUCAAGGAUCCACGGAUGCUGCCAUGUGGGCACAGCUUCUGCACACCCUGCCUGAAAGCCUGCAUACCCACUGGGCAGCACCAGGGGCUGUGCCCCAAGUGCCGGGUCCCAUUCAAGCCCCAGCACCUAGUCGCCAACUGGGCCUUGCGUAGCUUGGCUGACAAAGCCCGAGUCCUGAAGCUGGAUGAGGGGCUCCCCCCGGGUGCCGGGGCCAGCUGGUGCUUCUGCACAGAGCACGAGGAGCCCCUCAAGCUGUUCUGCAGCCAGGAUGAGGCUCCCAUCUGUGUGAUCUGCCGGGACCUGCCCCAGCACCGGGGCCAUGACUUCCUGCCCAUCAAAAACGCUGUGCAGGAGUACCAGGAGAAACUGAAGGCUUGCCUUGGGACCCUGGAGGGCAAUCUGACCUCCGCCACAGAGAAGCAGGAACACCAGGAAGAAAACAAAGUGAAGCUGGAGGUCUGCCUUCAAGACCUGCUGGAUCACAUCUCCAUGGGGUUUGAGGGCCUCCACCAAGUCCUGAGGGAGAAGGAGCAAAACAUGAAGGAGACUGUGAAGACAAUGAAAGAGGCAAAUCUGGCAGAGAUGGAGGAGAGCCUGAAGGAUUUGAGGGAGGAUGUGGAGUUCUGCAAUGAGACCCUGGCCAGGACACGGGCAGCGCUGGAGGGGACAGAUCCAAUCACCUUCCUGAGUGGCAUCAAGGACCUGAUGGAAAGAAUCCAGGAAGAUCGUGGGAGCCAGGAGGAAGAGCAAGAGGAAGAGCAGGAGGAAGAGGAGUGGAGUUAUGAUGAUGAAGAAGAGGAAGAUGUGGAGUCAGAAGAGGAAGACAAUGACAAUGUAGAAGAUGUUGUCCCUGUGGAGUCAACCUUCAAAGAAUUCAAAGACAAGCUGGACUUUGAUGCCUGGGAGAAAAUGCUGAAGAGCAUCCUGCCCUCAGGGGAGGAGGGGGAAGUAGAGUGAGGCCUCUCCCCAGAGCUGGCUGAAUCUUCAUGCUGGACAUGCCAAGGCCAAUUCAGUAUAACCGCAGGGGCUUUCCCCUGCUGCCCCACCCCAGAGCUGGCUGCAUCUCAGUGCUAGGCAAGCUCUCCCUGUGUGGCAUUGGUGUGAGGCUCUUCCCUAAGCCUUCCCACCCCUACCUCUGGGUGUCACUUUCCAGAUGUUUGCCUUUUCCCUGCCCACACCCCCAUCUAGCAUAAGAACUGAGGUUACUGUUGCGAAGAAGAUGCUUGAGGCCAGGCUUGUCCAACAAACGACCCGUGGGCUGCCAUGUGGCCCACCAAGGCAUUUUCUGAGGCUCUGCCCGCCCGCCUGGCCCGAGGAGCCGAUGCCCGCCUGGGUGGCCACAGCCGGUGCCACGGGCUUGGGGCAGGCGCAGGACGGAGCCUUCGUAGGAGAACUUUGUCUCCAGGUGGUGGAGGAGCGGCUCCACUCGUGGGCCCGGGACACGCUGGUUGCUGGCGGGGGGAUGCACAUCUGGGAGCGCCCGUGCUCCUGCCCCCACCUUCCCACCCCGACACAAGCCCGUGCCCUGCGCUACCAGAGUGGCCCCGCGUUGGGGGCCAAACAGCGGCUGCUGGCACUGCUGACCCGUGCUUGCCUCCUCGCCAGCCCCGCUGCUCUGCCCUGCCCUGCCCUGCCCCACAGCAAGUUGGUACUUGCUCCGCUGGCUGGCCUGGCGGGCCCCAGGCUAACCCGGGCCUGGCCCUGCGGCUUCUCCAACACCAGGUCAACCUGGUUGUAGCCAAGUGGCUUUUUCAGCACCAUGUCAACCUGGGCAUGGCACCAGGCCGGCUGGGCACCAGGUCUGUAAAAAUACUGUCCAGUGUUUGGAUUGUGGUUGCCUCUGUUUCUCUUUGUGCGG